AUGUGUGAUGCGAGUGAUUACGCAGUAUGUGCAGUACUAGGACAAAGGAAGGAUAAGAAGCUUAAUGCUAUUUACUAUGCGAGCAGAACAUUAGAUCCAGCCCAAAUAAACUACGCCACCACUGAAAAAGAACUUCUAGCAGUCGUGUUCGCUUUGGAGAAAUUCCGUUCCUACCUAGUGGGGGCGAAAAUUAUCAUCUAUACCGACCACGCCGCUAUUAGAUAUUUGUUAAGUAAGAAGGAUGUCAAACCAAGACUUUUAAGAUGGAUCCUUCUCUUAAAAGAAUUUGAUUUAGAGAUAAAAGAUAAGAAAGGUACUAAAAACAUAGUAGCAGACCACUUAUCACAUAUCGAAGGGAAUAAGCCAGAACCAAUUCCAAUUAACGACGAUUUCCCUUACAAACGACUCAUAGCCCAAAUGGAGAGUGAUAUGUCUGAACUAACAUUAAACGAUACAGAAAUAGAAGAAUCUGUGGAAGAAGUACAUGCGAAUGCAACUCUGCCAUGGUAUGCUGAUUUUGUCAACUACCUAGCCGUCGGAGUACUUCCACCGGACUUAUCUUACCAACAGAAGAAGAAAUUCUUCCAUGACCUAAAACAGUAUUACUGGGAUGAACCUCUACUUUUCAAAAGAGGGACCGACGGUAUUUUCCGUCGAUGUGUUCCGGAGGACGAAAUAGAUGAUAUAAUCUCUCAUUGCUAUUCCGCUCCCUAUGGAGGGCAUGCAAGCGAGAAACAAAUUCUGGACAUCCACAAAUUAGAAGAGAUGAGAUUGGACGCUUACGAGAAUGCUAGGAUCUACAAAGAACAAACCAAAAGAUGGCAUGACAAACGCAUUUCUAGGAAGGAGUUUAAAGUCGGCGACGUAGUGCUACUAUUCAAUUCAAGACUUAAACUUUUUCCAGGAAAACUCAAAUUUCGGUGGUCCGGCCCUUUCGAGAUCACCAAAGUCCUAAAUAGUGGUGUGAUAGAAAUAAAAGGUAGGAAUAGUGACCCUUUUUUAGUAAACGGGCAGCGACUAAAGCAUUAUCAUAAUAUUGAAAAUAGAGACUAUUCGAACAGUCUCAGACUCAUAGAGUUGCCCGCUCAACCCAACACCUAG
This is a messenger RNA of Lathyrus oleraceus (garden pea), 1101 nucleotides long. RefSeq lists its product as uncharacterized. Bases 1 to 1101 code for a protein of 366 amino acids. Lineage: Eukaryota; Viridiplantae; Streptophyta; Magnoliopsida; Fabales; Fabaceae. The transcript has 2 exons. The record is from RefSeq and is a predicted model, not a curated record.